Molecule: messenger RNA, 1827 nt
Organism: Metarhizium album ARSEF 1941
Lineage: Eukaryota; Fungi; Ascomycota; Sordariomycetes; Hypocreales; Clavicipitaceae
Product: Malic enzyme, NAD-binding protein
Exons: 5
Coding region: 1-1827 (608 amino acids)
Biological process (GO): malate metabolic process; pyruvate metabolic process
Cellular component (GO): mitochondrion
Molecular function (GO): NAD binding; malate dehydrogenase (decarboxylating) (NAD+) activity
Source: RefSeq, a predicted model, not a curated record
AUGGCUUCCGGCAAUGACCAAUCCCAGUUCGACCAUCUCGCCCUCAACGCCACCGGCCCGAUCCCAUGCGCUCUCCAGGGCCAGGCCGUCCUCAACACGCCCUACUUCAACAAGGGCUCUGCCUUUCCCGGCCACGAACGCCGCUUGUUCAACCUCACCGGCUUGCUGCCGCAAAAUGUCCAGACGCUGGAGGAACAGGCCCAGCGCGCCCGCGAGCAGUACCUCUCGCAGGCGAAUGACUUGGCCAAGAAUACGUUCCUGGCUUCGCUGAAGGAGCAGAAUGAGGUGCUGUACUACAAGGCAAGUUUGCUGCAGGAUAACCUGAAAGCCAUGUUCAGCGUGGUGUAUACCCCGACAGAAGGCGAAGCCAUUCAGAACUACUCGCGACUCUUCAGACGCCCAGAGGGCUGCUUCCUGAACAUCAACGACGCCGAGAGGGUCUCGCAUGACCUGGCAAUGUGGGGGGAAUCAGAAGAUAUCGACUACAUUGUCGUUACAGACGGGGAGGAAAUCCUCGGCAUAGGCGACCAGGGCGUGGGCGGAGUGCUCAUCUCCGUGGCCAAGCUCGUCCUCGCCACGCUGUGCGCGGGCGUCCAUCCCAGUCGCUGCCUGCCCGUCGUGCUGGACUGCGGGACGGACAACGAGGACUUGCUCCGUGACCAGCUCUACCUCGGGCUCAGGGAGAGGCGGGUUCGGGGAAGGCGAUAUGACGCGUUUGUGGAUGCUUUUGUGCGCGCAGCAAGGAGGCUGUAUCCGCGGGCGUACAUUCACUUUGAGGACUUUGGGCUGCAAAACGGCAAGUCCAGACGGAUCCUGGACACGUACCGCCCCAGAAUGGCCUGCUUCAACGACGACGUCCAAGGGACGGGUUGCGUGACGCUGGCCGCCAUCAUGGCAGGCCUGCACGUGUCGGGGCAGCAGCUGGCCGACUUGAAAAUGGUCGUCUUUGGCGCCGGCAGCGCGGGGCUGGGAAUCGCAGACCAAGUCCGAGAUGCCGUAGCCGCAGAGGGCGGCACGUCUCACGAGGAGGCUUCCAAGCAGAUAUGGCUCGUCGACAGACGCGGCCUCGUGACCUCGGAAACCGUUUCGUCCGCUGCCCAGAAGCCCUUUGCAAAAAACGCAUCAGAUUGGACCGGCCAGGGGACGGACCUCCUCUCCGUCACCAAAGCCGUCUGCCCCAACGUCCUCGUCGGCACGUCCACCGUCCCCGGGGCCUUCACGCAGCAAGUCGUCGCCGCGAUGGCCGAGCACACUCCACGGCCCAUCAUCCUUCCCCUCAGCAACCCGACGCGGCUGCACGAGCAGACGCCCCGUCACCUUCUGCAGUGGACACGCGGAAAGGCGCUCGUGGCAACCGGCUCCCCGUUCGACCCCGUCGAGGGCCCCUGGGGCCCCGGCGGCGAGCAGGUGACGGUCGAGAUUGCCGAGUGCAACAAUUCCGUGGUCUUCCCGGGCAUAGGGCUGGGCUGUAUCCUGUCGAGGGCGAGGCUCCUCACGGACAAGAUGCUCGUCGCGGCCGUCCAGGCGGUCGCGGCCAUGAGCCCGGCGCUCGAGAACCCCACGGCGCCGCUGCUCCCCGACGUCAGCGCCGUGAGGGAGGUGAGCCUGCAGGUGGCAAGGGGCGUCAUCAGGGCCGCCGUGGAAGAGGGCGUGGCCACGGAGGCGCACAUCCCCCGCGACGACGCGCGCCUACGGGAAUGGAUAAAGGUCCAGAUGUGGGAGCCCAGAUAUCGCGACCUGCAAAAGGUGCAGCCCGAGGGCGCGGGCCGCGGCGCGAGGGGAGAAGCGAGAAAGGCCGGCACCGUGGACAGACGACCCGACAUGUGA